Messenger RNA from Periophthalmus magnuspinnatus, 6029 nucleotides. It is a transcript of the gene foxj3, whose product is annotated as forkhead box J3. Gene Ontology annotation, biological process: regulation of transcription by RNA polymerase II. The transcript is spliced from 12 exons. The record is from RefSeq and is a predicted model, not a curated record. NCBI's taxonomy places the organism in Eukaryota, Metazoa, Chordata, Actinopteri, Gobiiformes, Gobiidae. Gene Ontology annotation, molecular function: RNA polymerase II cis-regulatory region sequence-specific DNA binding; DNA-binding transcription factor activity, RNA polymerase II-specific. Gene Ontology annotation, cellular component: nucleus. The coding region runs from base 542 to 2401 and encodes 619 amino acids.
CGUCCUUCGUGUAUGAAAGUAGUUCCGGGCACUUAACCCAAACGAGGGAGAGUCCCGGAUGUUGGCUGGGCCGCCGCCGCCGAGAGAAAGGCGAAGUGAAGGCGGAGUGAGGCAGUGAGGAGCACGGCCACAGCACCACCAGCACCACCGCGGGAGGGCGAGCACACCGGUGGAUCAGCGCGCAGCCUGGACCUCUAUAACCUCCGCGCCGGGGACACUCCAAGGAAACCUCCGCCGAGAAGCAGCUGGAAUGAAGGGGAGGGGGCAAGCACUCUGAGAAAACUACCGUGAGGGAUUUUUUUUACACGGAGCCAGCGUCACGGCAGCAGCUUUCACCCAGAGGUCUACCAGGUGACGAUGCAUUGCUGAUGUCUUGAUCUGAGGCUCCCCUGACUUUUCUCUUCACAUCACUUCUUCACACUUGGUUGUUGCUCCAUAGUCCCCCCCCAGAGCUCCAACAACAGCAACAGACACCUCCACCUCUCCUCCACCUCCUCCACCUCUCCUCCCCGCUCCCCUUCGCCCCCGCCCGGCCGCCAACAUGACAUCGGAGCUGGAGAGUAGCCUGACCUCCAUGGAUUGGCUCCCCCAGCUGACCAUGCAAGCGGCCAUCCGAAAAGCAGACGCCCAGAACGCCCAUGGCCCUGGCAUGGGUAAGAAGAGCGCCCUGCUAGACCCCAACACCACGCUGGACCAGGAGGAAGUCCAACAACACAAGGAUGGCAAACCUCCUUACAGCUACGCCAGCCUCAUCACCUUCGCCAUCAACAGCUCGCCAAAGAAGAAGAUGACCCUGAGCGAGAUCUACCAGUGGAUCUGCGAUAACUUCCCAUACUACAGGGAGGCGGGCAGCGGCUGGAAGAACUCGAUACGGCACAAUCUGUCACUGAACAAGUGUUUUCUCAAAGUGCCUCGCUCCAAAGACGAUCCCGGAAAGGGUUCUUACUGGGCCAUUGAUACCAACCCAAAAGAAGACUCUCUGCCCACUCGGCCCAAGAAGAGGCCGCGCUCCGGAGAACGAGCCUCCACUCCGUACAGCCUGGAGUCCGACUCUUUGGGGAUGGAGUGUAUGAUCUCUGGAAGUGCCUCUCCAACGCUGGCAAUCAACACUGUGACUAACAAGGUGGCGCUGUACAACACAGACCAGGAGGGCAGUGACAGUCCCAGGAGCAGCCUUAACAACAGCCUCUCAGACCAGAGCUUGGCCUCGGUCAACCUCAACAGUGUGGGCAGUGUGCACAGCUAUACACCGGUGAGCAGUCAUCCGGAGCCCGUGUCCCAGCCCCUGAGCCUGCAGCAGCCCCCUCAGUCCCAGUACAACAUGCCCGAGAGAGACAAGCAGCUCCUCUUCUCCGACUUCGAAGAUCUCAGUGCCUCCUUCCGCAGCCUAUACAAGUCUGUUUUUGAGCAGUCCUUCAGCCAACAAGGUCUCAUGGGCCUCCCGUCAGACUCUUCCCAGCAGACGCACACGUCCUGCUCCUAUCAACACUCCCCCAGCGGCGCCAUCAGCUCCCAGAACAACCUCCCCAACAACCAACCCAACAACCACCCCAACCACCAGCACCCUGCCAGCGUGCCCCUGUCCCACCCAGGACACGUCUCCCCCCACCCGCAGCACCUCCCCCAGCACGGUGGUCCUCACAACCAACACAACCAACACAACCAACAUAAUCAACACAAUCAACAUAACCAACAUAACCAUGGGCACCAGGCACACCCACAGCACCCUCAACACACAGGGCACCCACAGCAGCACCCAUCCCACGGACAGCACCCACCGCAGCACACGCCGCACCCAUCACAACACGGACAGCACCCACAGACCCAUGGAGCGCAGCACCCGAGCCUGUCCCACCAGACCCACCCAGCCCAGCAGCAGAUGGCCUGUAACACAGGCAUUUUGUCGGACUGGUACUCAAAUCUGGAUGCACUGAAAGAAAGCUGUCGCAUCGCUAGCAGCUACAACUGGGCUGACGUUGACCUUUCACCCUUCCAAGGUCUGAGGGAGAGUAUGAGACAAGCGGAGUUGAAUAACUGGUCUCUGGAGCCCACACAAAUCGCGGAUCUCUGCUCAUCUAUCAACCAGUUCUUCGCCCGCACCGGAGUCAUCCAACCACAGGGGGCAGUGCAAUCCCCCGCCUGCCAUGGCUCCAUGCACCCUAACAAACCCAGCCAACACCUCAACACAGGUAAUCUCUACAUGGACUCGAGACAGGGUAUGACCAUGAUGGGUCCCCCUGGAUACCCCCACAUGCCCCCUAUGAGCAGUGCAGGCCCUACAAUGACAGGACACCACGCGCCGAUGAACCAGCAGCACAUGAUCCCGAGCAGAAACUUCCAGAUCCACCGCAUGCCAGCCGACGACAUCCAGGACGACUUCGACUGGGACUCCAUUGUCUAACACAGGGCCUAACGAUGGCCAAAACAAACGCAUAAAUGAGCGAAGCGAGGAGGAUCCCAAAGCUGCGCUCAGCUCUCAAAGGAAGAGGGAAUGUGACGCAGGACGAUGAUUGGACUACGCUUUGGAGACAUGUAGACUCAAGACUGUGACUUUUUUCAAACACAUACCUAGGAGAUGUUACUUUUGAAGACAAUCAUACUAGUCGGACAUGUAUUGAUCGCUUGUACUCGUCCCGGGACAUGUUAAGACCACAACCACCCGCUCCUCGGCCAGCCCUGUCCUGUCACUAGCCAGCAGCCCUCCACAUAUCUCAGCUCUCCUCCCUCUCUCACUGCUCCGUAACUGUCUGUGAUUUGAGCGAAAACGUGUUCAGCUUGUAACUUCUCGUGUUGACAUGGGCCUCCGCUGCCUCUGUUUUUUAAAAAGAUGUUUUAUUUUUAUGUUUUUUUUUUAUUUUAGGAAACACAGGCCGUCUCUGUGAGUAAUGUGAUGGUGCUUGUUGGUCACUUUUGGGGGGAAAAAGUGGAUUUGGCGUAUUUUAAAGGUUUACAAUUUAGUCUUGAUGUUUAAAAAAAGUAAAGGAAUAGCACAAUUAGCUUGGGCACGACUUUGAAUGGUGAGUGUGUGUGAGAAUAGUGUCUACUUUUGAAUGGUUUUAUUACCAAGCAAUUUUUUUUUGUUAUUUUACUUUGUAGUCCAGUUAAUUUAUCCAGUUUAUAUAGUUUCAGAUCAUUUUAAAUGUGCCUACAGCGAUUUGACCAGCAUUGCCCAGUAUAUGCACAUGCUGGCCACUUUAUUAGGUACACGGGGGUGGCUCAUCUCAUACUGUGCACUUGGGCCUUCUAUGGACCUAACUCCAUUUUUUUUAAUGGUUACUUAAAGGUUCACUUUGUACCUUUUCUUGUGGAGGGUUCAUUGACUUUCUCUGAGAUAUUAUUGCUUUGCCUCGGAAAACAUGCAUUCUUGUUGUGAGAGAAGUCGCCUCUCCGCAGAUGUGACCUGUAACUUGGCCUGGAGAGAUGGGCAAGUCUAAAUCAAUGCUGUAGAACAUACCAGGCAAAGCAAUGACAUCUCCACUGAGAAAACCAGGUGGAAAACCCUCUUCCGGAAAUGUUACAUAUUGAAUCUUGACUGUAAUUUUAUCCAGACUUUUUCUCUUUUGUUUGAAAGUCUCAAACUGUCCUAUUUUGGCGUACAAUGCUCAAUACUUCUCAGUGGAACAGCAGGUGUAAAAUUAAACAAAAUGCUACUAGAUACAAAUAACCAGUGACUACUGCUGUCAGAGGUGGGUAGAGUUGAGUAGCCAAUUAUUUUACUCAAGUGAGAGUACCAUUACUUCAAAAUAAUAUUACGCAAGCAGAAGUACAAAGUAGUGGACCAAGAAAAUACUCAAGAGUUUAAAAAGUAUUUGAGGAAACUACUACUUAACUAAGAAUAACUGUAUAAGAAUAUCAGGACAUAAAAUACAGUUUGAAGGACAAAACAUUAAACACUGCUCAAAAUCUCAAAGGACAGACCACAACAAUACUCUAAAAGGACUAAGAGUGAUGUCUGAAAACUACUCUGUGAUGUGCAAAUAUAUGAAAGUUACUCAAGUAAAAGUACUUUAAAGGUAACUGAGUAUUACCCACCUCUGAUUGCACUAUAUCAUUAUCAGUUAAAGGCAUUGGAGCUGUUAAUUAUCUACAAAGUGAUUUUUGCCACCUGCUCACUCUAUACAUACAUGGGUAAUUUUGGUUCUUAUCACAAUGACCAGUGACUCAUUAUCUAGAAGUGUGUGUGCUGCGUGAACAUGCCGUCUGUGUGUGUGUGUGUGUGUGUGUUGUUUUGUAAUCUUAGGGCUAAGAUUGAUUGCUGUAAUCAUCUGUAUGCUAUCGACAAGCACAAAAACAGAUGCACACACUGAUUAAAUGGAGUUUUGAGAUGUGCAUUUGUGAGAGAGGACAGUACCGGGACUCUGACAAUAUGAGACACUAUGUUUUAAAAAUCUUUUGCACAUUGAACCUUUUUGUUUAGGUCUGAGCAGAUUGGAAGUACUCCUCAUGUUUUGUCCAUAUGCAGUAGUCAUUCACAGCUACAGUGGCUCCCUCUGGUGGUAAUUGUGAGGCACUGUGUACUGUUAACACAAUUGGUAUAUCUGGAUGACAAUCACACAUGUCGUUAUUAUUUAUGUGUUUUAAUUAUUUUUAAGAAGGCACUUUCAUGUCAGCUGUUUAUUGAGGGGUGCCUGGUUUUUAGCUUUGAUUUUUAUAGUUUACGUAAAAACGAUUAGUGAUACUGCCACGUCUAACCAAACAAUCUUUCUGUUUUGUGAUGUUUCGUAUUGUUUUUUUGAGUGUCAGAAUUGUCAUUGGACAAAGAUCACAAAAGCUGUGGAUCUUAAUGACGUUUGGUUUAUGCUGCCAGAGAUGCGACUCUUCUUGUGCUUAGAGCCCUUGUAUUUGAGUAACAGGGUUUAGUAAUUUAUAAAUUAUCAUAAAAAUAGAAUUCUAUUAUUUCCUUGUCAAGAGUUGGACUUUUGGGCCAAAUAAUUACAAUAUGUCUCAUAUGUACAUCUCUGAGACACGGUGAAUAUAAUAUAUAAUAUAAUCUGGCUAAUACCUUAAAUGCUUAUACUGAAAAAUAACUGAAAAAUAUUCAGUUUUGGUUUUUUUUGCAUUUUAAUAUGUGCAAACUGCAAAACCUUACAUUUAAACUAUUUACUGCCCAUCCCCGUGUGUCUUAUGUAAAAGGCUGACUUUGUUUCAGUUAUUCCCGGUAAAGAUUCUGUUCUAUAACCAUAAACCGCUUGUAAACUUGAGCAAUUUUGACUAAACUUGUAGAGCAAAAUGCUGAGUUAAAAGGGAAACGGUUUAGACAAUGACUGGAUUACAAUCACAAUGUUGUGUGUUUAUGUGUAUGUGCGUGUGCGUGUAUGUCUGCUUAUGUGACUUCCUGUUUGAAGAUUUCAAUGAACACAAACCUGCCAGAGAGAUUACCGAUAUUGAGUACAGAUAAAAAUAGAUAAAAAAUGUUUGAAAAAGCCUUGUUACAAUAUGGGAGAGAACUGCCAACAAGUACUGCUGAUGGAGGCCUGUGGUAUUCAGUGCUGGUGUGUUGUUGUGCUUGUACAUAAAUGUCUUUUCAAUCAUCCCAUUUUGUCCUCUUGGGGGUGGGGUCUAUGGCCUGAAGGGGUGUGGCCUCUUCACCGCAGGAAAGGAGGGAAAAAGAAUAGAGUAUUUUGUUAUUGUCCAAUCAGAGGGUGACAGUUUGUAUAUAUCUAUAUUGUAUAUAUGUGAUGAAAAUGCUUUUGUGUGACACUACCUUUUACCUGUACUAUGGUUCAACAUUCAGUGUUUCAGUGUUGCUAAUAUAUAUUUGGUUUGUGUUUUUAUUUUUUGAUUUUGUCUCUUGUCAUUUCUUGUAUUUUUUUUUUUCCCUUUUGUCCCUUUUUUGUUCAUUGCACGGUUUAUUACUUUGGUCGUCCAAUGAGGUGACACAGCUAACUACUCUUUGUAUUUGUUUAGUGCUGUAAAAUAACUCAAGUGUUAUUAGACUUGUUGAUACCACCGCCCGCCCCACCCCCUUCCCCCAAUAUGCAUGAAUGGCACUUAAAGAAAUAAAAUAUGGUAACUUCACUGUGGACAAA